This is a messenger RNA of Eruca vesicaria subsp. sativa (arugula), 405 nucleotides long. The record is from the annotation of a GenBank genome assembly. NCBI's taxonomy places the organism in Eukaryota, Viridiplantae, Streptophyta, Magnoliopsida, Brassicales, Brassicaceae.
AUGGCAAUGAAGAGUCUCUCCAUUCUUGCAGUUCUAUCUCUUUUGGCUUUAACACUUCCAUUAGUCAUUUCCUCUGACCCAAGCCCCGUUCAAGACUUUUGUGUUGGCGUCAACACCCCAGCAAAUGGUGGUUUUGUCUCAUCAAACGGAGAUGGAAAUCGCCUCUUCACCAAAACACUGAGCAAAGGUGAUGCAUUUGUGUUUCCAGAAGGACUCAUCCAUUUCCAGUUUAACGUGGGACGGUCUCCAGCGGUUGCAUUCGCUGCUUUGAGCAGCCAAAACCCAGGUGUUGUCACUAUUGCCAACACCGUGUUUGGCUCUAACCCACCUAUAAACCCUAAUGUUCUUUCUAGGGCUUUCCAGCUGGAUCCUAGGGUUGUCAUGGAUCUACAGAACAAGUUCUGA